Molecule: messenger RNA, 3003 nt
Organism: Closterium sp. Naga37s-1
Lineage: Eukaryota; Viridiplantae; Streptophyta; Zygnematophyceae; Desmidiales; Closteriaceae
Source: the annotation of a GenBank genome assembly
AUGAAGACGGCCAAGACCAUCAAGACGGCCAAGACCAUGAAGACGGCCAAGACCAUGAAGACGGCCAAGACCAUCAAGACGGCCAAGACCAUCAAGACGGCCAAGACCAUCAAGACGGCCAAGACCACCAAGACGGCCAAGACCAUCAAGACGGCCAAGACCAUGAAGACGGCCAAGACCAUCAAGACGGCCAAGACCAUCAAGACGGCCAAAGCCAACAAGACGGCCAAGACCAUCAAGACGGCCAAGACCAUCAAGACGGCCAAGACCAUCAAGACGGCCAAGACCAUCAAGACGGCCAAGACCAUGAAGACGGCCAAGACCAUGAAGACGGCCAAGACCAUCAAGACGGCCAAGACCAUGAAGACGGCCAAGACCAUCAAGACGGCCAAGACCAUCAAGACGGCCAAGACCAUCAAGACGGCCAAGACCAUCAAGACGGCCAAGACCAUGAAGACGGCCAAGACCAUGAAGACGACCAUCAAGACGGCCAAGACCAUCAAGACGGCCAAGACCAUGAAGACGGCCAAGACCAUCAAGACGGCCAAGACCAUCAAGACGGCCAAGACCAUGAAGACGGCCAAGACCAUGAAGACGGCCAAGACCAUGAAGACGGCCAAGACCAUGAAGACGGCCAAGACCAUGAAGACGGCCAAGACCAUCAAGACGGCCAAGACCAUCAAGACGGCCAAGACCAUCAAGACGGCCAAGACCAUCAAGACGGCCAAGACCAUGAAGACGGCCAAGACCAUGAAGACGGCCAAGACCAUGAAGACGGCCAAGACCAUCAAGACGGCCAAGACCAUCAAGACGGCCAAGACCAUCAAGACGGCCAAGACCAUGAAGACGGCCAAGACCAUGAAGACGGCCAAGACCAUCAAGACGGCCAAGACCAUCAAGACGGCCAAGACCAUCAAGACGGCCAAGACCAUGAAGACGGCCAAGACCAUCAAGACGGCCAAGACCAUGAAGACGGCCAAGACCAUCAAGACGGCCAAGACCAUCAAGACGGCCAAGACCAUCAAGACGGCCAAGACCAUGAAGACGGCCAAGACCAUGAAGACGGCCAAGACCAUCAAGACGGCCAAGACCAUGAAGACGGCCAAGACCAUGAAGACGGCCAAGACCAUCAAGACGGCCAAGACCAUCAAGACGGCCAAGACCAUGAAGACGGCCAAGACCAUCAAGACGGCCAAGACCAUGAAGACGGCCAAGACCAUCAAGACGGCCAAGACCAUGAAGACGGCCAAGACCAUCAAGACGGCCAAGACCAUCAAGACGGCCAAGACCAUGAAGACGGCCAAGACCAUGAAGACGGUCAAGACCAUGAAGACGGCCAAGACCAUCAAGACGGCCAAGACCAUGAAGACGGCCAAGACCAUGAAGACGGCCAAGAUCAUGAAGACGGCCAAGACCAUCAAGACGGCCAAGACCAUCAAGACGGCCAAGACCAUCAAGACGGCCAAGACCAUGAAGACGGCCAAGACCAUCAAGACGGCCAAGACCAUGAAGACGGCCAAGACCAUGAAGACGGCCAAGACCAUCAAGACGGCCAAGACCAUCAAGACGGCCAAGACCAUCAAGACGGCCAAGACCAUCAAGACGGCCAAGACCAUCAAGACGGCCAAGACCAUCAAGACGGCCAAGACCAUCAAGACGGCCAAGACCAUCAAGACGGCCAAGACCAUCAAGACGGCCAAGACCAUCAAGACGGCCAAGAUCAUCAAGACGGCCAAGACCAUGAAGACGGCCAAGACCAUCAAGACGGCCAAGACCAUGAAGACGGCCAAGACCAUGAAGACGGCCAAGACCAUGAAGACGGCCAAGACCAUGAAGACGGCCAAGACCAUCAAGACGGCCAAGACCAUCAAGACGGCCAAGACCAUCAAGACGGCCAAGACCAUGAAGACGGCCAAGACCAUGAAGACGGCCAAGACCAUGAAGACGGCCAAGACCAUGAAGACGGCCAAGACCAUGAAGACGGCCAAGACCAUGAAGACGGCCAAGACCAUGAAGACGGCCAAGACCAUGAAGACGGCCAAGACCAUCAAGACGGCCAAGACCAUCAAGACGGCCAAGACCAUCAAGACGGCCAAGACCAUCAAGACGGCCAAGACCAUCAAGACGGCCAAGACCAUCAAGACGGCCAAGACCAUCAAGACGGCCAAGACCAUCAAGACGGCCAAGACCAUCAAGACGGCCAAGACCAUCAAGACGGCCAAGACCAUCAAGACGGCCAAGACCAUCAAGACGGCCAAGACCAUCAAGACGGCCAAGACCAUGAAGACGGCCAAGACCAUGAAGACGGCCAAGACCAUGAAGACGGCCAAGACCAUCAAGACGGCCAAGACCAUCAAGACGGCCAAGACCAUGAAGACGGCCAAGACCAUGAAGACGGCCAAGACCAUCAAGACGGCCAAGACCAUCAAGACGGCCAAGACCAUGAAGACGGCCAAGACCAUGAAGACGGCCAAGACCAUCAAGACGGCCAAGACCAUGAAGACGGCCAAGACCAUGAAGACGGCCAAGACCAUGAAGACGGCCAAGACCAUGAAGACGGCCAAGACCAUGAAGACGGCCAAGACCAUGAAGACGGCCAAGACCAUGAAGACGGCCAAGACCAUGAAGACGGCCAAGACCAUCAAGACGGCCAAGACCAUGAAGACGGCCAAGACCAUGAAGACGGCCAAGACCAUCAAGACAGCCAAGACCAUCAAGACGGCCAAGACCAUGAAGACGGCCAAGACCAUCAAGACGGCCAAGACCAUGAAGACGGCCAAGACCAUCAAGACGGCCAAGACCAUCAAGACGGCCAAGACCAUCAAGACGGCCAAGACCACCAAGACGGCCAAGACCAUCAAGACGGCCAAGACCAUCAAGACGGCCAAGACCAUCAAGACGGCCAAGACCAUCAAGACGGCAAGACCAUCAAGACGGCCAAGACCAUCAAGACGGCCAAGACCAUCAAGACGGCCAAGACCAUCAAGACGGCCAAGACCAUGA